AUGGCCUACGACACACGUCUUUGGCUUGAUUGCCCUGUAUCGCGAGCCACGACAACAAGUACUCCUGUUGCGACUACGAUUACAAAAGCAACAGAAUAUCACUUGGCAAAUAUUCCGACGAUAAUACCAAGAAAUACUGUCUUUGACUUCCCUAUAGCAGCUUAUAUCAACACUGCCGGGCCAAUUUUGGAACAAAAGACAGCCAAACAACGCUGUUUGAGGAGGAGAGAACGCAAGACGAGCGGUAUGAAAGGCGAGACCAAACAAGUAACAAUCACUACCAUCACUUGGACAAGAAGCGACUCGGACGAUGACGCAGCUGUCCAAAUUAGUGCAGCCCAAGCAGGGUCGGGAGUGUACAUUUCAUUGACCCCGCUGACGGUCCGUGGCAAACUCGCUACAGCCAGGAUUAGAGGUAGAGGGAGAUGGCUUAGGAUGUGUCUUUCCAUGGUGUCUGGAGACGACGCAUCUGGGAUUCUGCUUGGAGAUCCCUCAACUCGAACCAUGACAGCACCAAUACAAGAUCACUUUGAAGCAACCAUGCUCAUGGACCUGUUGGGCUAUCAGGUGGGUCGGAUGCCCGAUGAAUCAGCCACUUGGAUCCCAUGGCACAAGGCAAGUGCCUGGGACACAGACAAGGCUCUGGUUCCACUAGCCACUUCGGCUACACCGCCCCCAGACUGUCAGUACAUUAACCCCUCUCAGCUUCUGCAGGGCACUGUGUAUCCUUAUCCAUCGGUCGGCGGUGUGCCGAUACAGCAUGCGUGCGUGACUGGAAAUCUCUCCCAGCAAAGGGAACAUAAGCAGAAUGCUUUAUUGGAACCGAUGAUUCCGCAAUUGAUGUUCCACGAGUCCGCCCACCUGUUAAAGGUUGAUCUGGUUUUGCAAUUUGUCCAGCCGCACCGGAGAUGGGUAUUCCUGUUUGGAUGGGCAGGAAGGACAGCAUACUCUUCCACGGGACUGUUUGCUGGUCUGGUCGAUGGGUUCAUUAAUCCGGGGACAGCGAACCUAUUCGACGGAACAUUUUCUUGCUGUGUGCCAGCUUGUUUCCAGCAUCCCAUGGGUACUGGCACGGACGUUCAAGGAAGCCCGGAACAUUCGGACACCUUAAGUCGAUGUGUGUCUGGACCUGAUGAUGCGGGGGAGCUAGAAUCUGGAGCGCGGAGGUUUCUCUGUGGCUUGCGUCUUCCGUCGUCGCCCGUUGCACCUGCAGUGGCUCAAGGAGCCAUGCAUUCCUUGAUUAAACUUCGACCUCACCCGUUGCAGUGCCUCGUACUCGUGGGCCCAAAGAAUACCCCCAACACCAUCUUACAGGGUACGAACCUUCACAUGUCAAGCCUAUCCACGACCAGGUACAGGGUGAGGGGAAUAGCAGACUCAAUAUCAGAUGAACAAGCAGGGAUUCGUUUCCGGCCCUAUACACUUCGAGCGUGGAAGAUAGGCCUGAAUAUAAGGGAGACGCUACCGCUGCACCGGCCAGCCUUUGCUUAUGUCACACCCUCUUAUGGUAUUGACCCCUACUCCUCCUCUUCCUCCCCCUCAUCAUUUUCAUCUGAUCAGCAAAAAGCCCCUUCUGCUUCCUCGUAUCAUACUGCACCUCCCCUUCAUAGAUCCAAUACGCGGGAGGCUCCUGACCCAGACUUCCCGCCGAUUACCACAAUGUUCGAUGUGGUCAAUGGCCGCCGUAUAGCUAUCCAAAAUACCCAGGUUUCCCGAUUGAAUUGCCCGAGCCAUGCGGUGCCACAGGAAGGCACAAUGUCUCACAUGGUACCAAUGAUCAACGUAGACGUAUUCCCAGUCACCGUUGGGGACGAACUUGGCAGUCUGCGCGGCUUUGGGGGAAGUCGCAAAACGGAGAGAUCAAAGACGGAGUCGACGAGCAAAGAUAACACUGAGUUUGGGCCUAGAGGUGGAUCUGCUGGUUACGGUGGGUACGGUGGUGGACUUGGUGGGUACUAG
Aspergillus welwitschiae is the source of this 1959-nucleotide messenger RNA. RefSeq lists its product as uncharacterized. The transcript has 22 exons. Lineage: Eukaryota; Fungi; Ascomycota; Eurotiomycetes; Eurotiales; Aspergillaceae. The record is from RefSeq and is a predicted model, not a curated record. The coding region runs from base 1 to 1959 and encodes 652 amino acids.